Messenger RNA from Trichechus manatus latirostris (Florida manatee), 948 nucleotides. Its product is annotated as olfactory receptor 6C2-like. Gene Ontology annotation, molecular function: olfactory receptor activity; G protein-coupled receptor activity. The record is from RefSeq and is a predicted model, not a curated record. Gene Ontology annotation, cellular component: membrane. Gene Ontology annotation, biological process: G protein-coupled receptor signaling pathway. Lineage: Eukaryota; Metazoa; Chordata; Mammalia; Sirenia; Trichechidae.
AUGAGAAAUCAAACAACACUAACAACCUUUAUCUUGCUGGGACUGACAGAUGACCCUAGGCUGCAAAUUCUGAUUUUUAUCUUUCUAUUUCUUUCCUACAUGUUAAGUGUAACUGGAAACCUAACCAUCAUCACCCUCACUCUGGUGGAUCCCCACCUUAAAACACCAAUGUAUCUUUUCCUCCAAAAUUUCUCCUUCUUAGAAAUUUCAUUCACGACUGCUUGUGUUCCCAGAUUCUUGUAUAGCAUAUCUUCUGGGGACAGGUCCAUCACCUAUGGUGCUUGCGCUAGUCAACUCUUAUUUAUAGACGUCUUUGCAGUAACAGAAUUCUUUCUCCUGGCCACCAUGUCGUAUGAUCGCUAUGUGGCCAUCUGCAAACCACUGCAUUACACGACUAUUAUGAGCAGCAGAGUGUGCAAGAACUUCAUCCUCUUUUGUUGGGCAGCAGCAUUGAUGAUCAUUCUCCCACCAAUUAGUCUGGGUUUGGACCUGGAAUUCUGUGACUCUAAUGUCAUUGAUCAUUUUUGCUGUGAUGCAUCUCCUAUCCUGAAGAUCUCUUGCUCUGACACAUGGCUGGUAGAACAGAUGGUUAUUGUGUGUGCUGUGUUGACAUUCAUCAUCACCUUCAUGGGUGUAGUUCUUUCCUACAUCUAUAUCAUCAGGACAGUCCUAAGGUUCCCCUUUGCCCAGCAAAAGAAAAAGGCAUUUUCCACUUGUUCUUCCCAUAUGAUUGUUGUUUCCAUUGCUUACAGUAGCUGCAUCUUCAUUUAUGUCAAACCUUCAGCCAAGGAUGAGGUGGCAAUUAAUAAAGGGAUUUCACUCCUUAUUACUUCUAUUUCACCAAUGUUGAAUCCUUUUGUUUACACACUGAGAAACAAGCAAGUGAAGCAAGCUUUCAAUGACUCAAUUAAAAAUUGCAUUCCUCUCAAAGAUGUAAAAGGAAGUUGA